Molecule: messenger RNA, 1010 nt
Organism: Amphimedon queenslandica
Lineage: Eukaryota; Metazoa; Porifera; Demospongiae; Haplosclerida; Niphatidae
Product: tafazzin-like
Exons: 7
Coding region: 41-880 (279 amino acids)
Biological process (GO): inner mitochondrial membrane organization; cardiolipin acyl-chain remodeling
Cellular component (GO): mitochondrial membrane
Molecular function (GO): 1-acylglycerophosphocholine O-acyltransferase activity
Source: RefSeq, a predicted model, not a curated record
GGCGUGACUAAUAUGGGUGUGGUCAAAGGGUUAAUAUUCAAUGGCGUCUUUCAGUUCGACCUCAUCAAAGAUAUCAAACAAAGGCUCCAGCCUAAAGGACUGGCCCUUUCCAAAGACAUUUGGUUUGAAAUGGCGGCUACGGCAGCUACCAUUCUUCAUGUCUGGCCAUGCCCUCUGUAAACUCUAUCUCAGAUUGCAACAAGUCCAAACAAAGAACUUGAACAGAUUAACUAAAGCAAUUCUUGAGAGACCAGAGGGAACUCCUCUAGUCACUGUGUCUAAUCAUUCAUCUUGUAUUGACGAUCCUGUCAUAUUUGCUCCUCUUCCAAUGAGAUGUGAUUUAAAAAUGACAACCAGGAAAUGGACCCCAGCUGCUAAAGAGAUAUGCUUCACGAACAAGCUGUUUAAUGCAGUGCUGGCAACAGGACAGAUAAUACCAAUUGUUAGAGGUGAUGGUGUGUAUCAAAAAGCGUUAAACUUUUGUAUCGAUUUGCUCGAUGACGGCCAUUGGGUUCACUUAUUUCCUGAAGGCAAAGUCAAUAUCAGUAACACCAACAUGAGAUUAAAAUGGGGUGUCGGAAGAAUUAUUGCUGAAGCUAAAAUAGCGCCGAUUGUUCUCCCAAUAUGGCAUGUUGGAAUGGAAGACCUGUUGCCGGAGAAACGACCGUACAUGCCUAGGUUCUUCAAGAGAUUGACGCUAUUUGUCGGAGACCCUUUAGAUGUAUCUGGACUUCGUAGUGCUCACUCUGAGAAUGGUGUACUCCUCAGGAAGAAAGUGACUGAUUUGAUGCAGGAGGCAAUGAGAGACAUUAAGAUCCAGGCAGAAGAGAUUCAUAAAGAAUGGAAAUGCAAUUUACCGAUUAGGACUAGAACAUUGUAGCUGCACCCAUUCUAAUUUAAUUCACCCAAAAUUACGACACAUGUCUUUAUCACUAUUAUUAUUAUUAUUAUUAUUGUUGUUGUUAAUACAGUUGUUUAUGUUGUCAUGAUUUAUCUUUCUUCAUAGAGAA